GAACGGAGCUCCCUUUGAAUAUGAGGGGAAAUGUUGACAGUCGGAGUUGAAAAAGUUGGUGAACGGAAACGUAGCCUUCGUGUCGCUUCUUUGCUUUUAAACACAUUUCUGUAUCAGAGCGACUUUACUCCACCGUGAAGCAGCUGCAGAUACAAACACCUGAAAGAUGUCAGGAGCUCACGAGCCGAACAGGAAGCGCCGUCCCUUUAAAACGUUCGUCAUCUUGACGGACCUGUGGAUCCAGGACCAGCUGGAAGGAGACAUCUGUCUGCAGAGGGGCUUCAUCUGCCAGGAGCAAGAUGUUGGCAAGAGCAGAGGGGACAGCCUCUUGGUUAAGAUGUUAGACAUUGAACUUGUUAUAAAAUUAGAGAAGAAGUACCUGCUAGAAAUCUCAGUCGACCUCGUCAACCUGGUGGAACCUGUACAGGAUCUGGACGUUCGACUCAACCUUCUAAACAAUCCCGAAAACCUUCGACAUUUGGCGUCUCUACCUGUCGGUUCCCAACUGUGGGUCCAAAUAGGCCAGCAAGAUGAGCUGGCCGAGGCAGAACUCAAGUUUAAAGGGCCUCUAAUCAGAGGGAGCAGCGCUGUGUUCUUUGGGGUGGAACUGAAGGGUUCAGCGGUGGGCAAAGGAACAAACAAUGGCUCCUACAAAGGUUACCGUUACUUCACUUGUCCAGAAGCAUGUGGCCUCUUAGUUCCCGUCAGUCACAUCCAAGUCCGCCAUUGGACCCGCACCAGUACCCCAGAUUCACCCGUGAAAUCCCGCGGCAAAGGCAAUCAACGCAGCAGCCGCCACCCUAUCAAUGGGCACCGUGGCAACAAUGAUCGUCUGAAUCAGCAGCGGCAGCUCCAGCAGCAGCAACUUCAGAAGGAGCAUGUCCAGCAGCCUCUCGCUAGUAUCCCACCUCAGCCACUGACCAUACUCUCUCGAACUACUGAGGCAACACCCAUCAUUGCUUCUAACCAGGUCCGAGGCCCUGCGUCACCUCAGUCAUUCCACAUCGGCCAGCGGGUCUGUUUCCCCCUUGAGGACACUGUUCAUGCAGGGGAGGUGCGCUUCUGUGGCCCCCUGCCUGGCCGGUCCUCAACAUAUGUCGGAAUCCUUCUGGACGCUCCUGUUGGUAACUGGGAUGGGACCUACAACGAACAGAAGCUCUGUCAUAUUCCUUCUGUCCUGUAUGGACAACUCCUGCCAGCCAGCAAGGUUUCCCCAGAGGAUAAACCCUUCAAUCACACCCCUCUUCAACAAGUUCCAAAGUCCAUCUUAAAGCCAGCAUUGCCUCCUGUUACUAAAUCCCCCACGACAUCACAGUCUAUUGCUGCUUCUAAGAUUGCACUGGUACCCCCUGCCAGACCAGCCCUCAAACCUCCUCCCCUGCCCCUACCAAAACCCACCAAUAAGGUCCUGCCCAGUCCUCCAGUACCACCUCCAAAACCCCAAAGCCCACCAUCGACGGCCACGGCCUUCGAGCUCACCAACGGUUCCAAUAGCCCUCCCUCACCUCUAAGAAGUCGAGAAAAUGGUGAGAAUUCAGGGGAGAAUGAAAAGCCAGAACUGGAGAGUGACCUUGAGGUGGGCUCAAUGGUUGAAGUAAACGACCCACCACUUUUUGGGGUUAUCCGAUGGAUUGGUCAGCUGGGCAACAUUUCAGAACCAGUGGCUGGAAUCGAGCUGGAGCAGGAGCUGUCUGCUGGAACAGACGGCAGUUACCUCGGCGAACGGCAUUUUCGUUGUCCGCCCAACAAGGGACUCUUCGUCAAGCUUCGCAACUGCAGGCGGGACUCCAGGUUCCCCGCCCCUGAGAAACCUGUCAAUCAAGUGGAACGCUGCAACUCUAUAGCCUUUGCAGAGUGGGUCAGUGAGCGUGUGGAGGAGCACAGCCCCCCUGUGGAGGGGGACGAGGCCAGGCAGCUCUACGAGGGCUCCAAGAGAGGCAUUCAAGGUCACCUGAACUCCUGUUACCUGGAUGCUACGCUCUUCAGUCUGUUUUCCUGCUGCAGUUCAGCAGACUGGGCGUUAUUUUGGCCGUCAGACGCAGAAACUGACCCACGGUCCAAACAGGCUCAGGACCUGCUCCGCUGUGAGAUUGUCAACCCGCUCAGAAGGUUUGGUUACGUGUGUGCCAGUAAGACCAUGGCUCUGCGGCGACUGCUGGAAGCUGCGAACAGUAACAUGGGCUUCACCAGCCAGGAGAAAGAUCCAGAAGAGUUCCUCAACAAGCUUUUCCAGCUCCUGAGAGUGGAGCCGCUCCUCAAAAUCAGAUCAAUGACUCAGCAGGCUCAGGAGUCUCAUCUCUAUCAGCUCUUCCCACCAACCCACCCCUCCUCACCAACCUCGUCUCUUUCUGCUCCUGACUCUCCCAUUCCCAUCUCGUCUGCGUCGUUAAUGAGGGUCGCCAGCGUUCAGGCCCUGCUGGAGUCCUCGUUCCAUCACUCCGGCCUCAAGUUUGUCGAGGCUCCUUCCUGUUUGCUGCUGCUCAUGCCUAGGUUUGGACGAGACUUUAAAAUGUUUGACGCCAUUUUACCCACUCUCAGUCUGGACAUCACAGACCUGCUGGAUGACGCUCUCAGACAGUGCAGUAUCUGCCAGUCUGUAGCCGAGUGGGAGUGUGUGCAGUGUUACGAAGACAUGGACAUCACUCCAGGACAUCUAAAACAGUACUGCCAGACCUGUAACACACAGGUCCAUAGCCACAAGAACCGUGUAUCUCACAGUCGGGUGAAGAUAAAUGUUCCAGAGGGCCCCUGGACGGGUCCCCUACUCCACACCCGCCAGCGGAUGUCUCUGUUUGCUGUGACGUGCAUCGAAACCAGCCACUAUGUGAGCUUCGUCAAACAUGGACCCCAAGACACGGACUGGUUGUUUUUUGACAGCAUGGCAGACCGGGAAGGUGGUCAGAAUGGCUUCAACAUCCCCCAGGUGAAGGCGUGUCCCGAAGUGGGCCGCUUCCUCAGCCUGUCAGAGGACGAGCUGAGCCGAGUGGACGCCUCGUCCUUAAAGGAGACGGCCCGUCGGCUGCUCUGCGACUCCUACAUGUGUCUGUACCACAGCCCAGAGCUCAGCCUGUACAAGUGAUGCCGAGGACCAGACACACACUGAAAAUACACACGCUUGGUCUUUCUAGAAACUCUAAACUGUUACGGGGAAGAAAAGAAUGCUCUCACAACAUAUUGGGAAUUAUCGGCCUUUUUUUCCUCAUUAAAAGUUUUUUUUUCUAAAUAAAUUAAAGCCGCCCCACAAAGAAA
This is a messenger RNA of Nematolebias whitei (Rio pearlfish), 3249 nucleotides long. It is a transcript of the gene cyld3, whose product is annotated as ubiquitin carboxyl-terminal hydrolase CYLD. Gene Ontology annotation, biological process: regulation of intrinsic apoptotic signaling pathway; necroptotic process; positive regulation of extrinsic apoptotic signaling pathway. Gene Ontology annotation, cellular component: cytosol. NCBI's taxonomy places the organism in Eukaryota, Metazoa, Chordata, Actinopteri, Cyprinodontiformes, Rivulidae. Bases 167 to 3079 code for a protein of 970 amino acids. The record is from RefSeq and is a predicted model, not a curated record. Gene Ontology annotation, molecular function: cysteine-type deubiquitinase activity; K63-linked deubiquitinase activity. The transcript is spliced from 18 exons.